Penicillium waksmanii is the source of this 624-nucleotide messenger RNA. RefSeq lists its product as uncharacterized. The transcript has a single exon. Bases 1 to 624 code for a protein of 207 amino acids. The record is from RefSeq and is a predicted model, not a curated record. Lineage: Eukaryota; Fungi; Ascomycota; Eurotiomycetes; Eurotiales; Aspergillaceae.
AUGUACUACUCCCAAAACACCUCCCUCCCAGCCCGAUACAACAUCACCACCACCUUCUGGAAACACCACUACGAAAUCACCGGCUCUCACAACCUCUACGUGGACAACUCCCAAAUGACCCCUGGAAAACCAGACCUAACCUUCCACACAACCAACAAAGAAGGACCCAUCAUCGCCCUAUCCAAAUACAAACACUUCUCCUCAGAUAUCGAGAUCGGACUCAGCGAUGGCCACAACUCCAAUUCCAACUCCAACUCCAACUCCAUACGCUGGGACACCCUCCACCGCGACGGCUGGCGCUCUUCAAAAUACAAAAUGACCGCAGAAAUCAACGGGAGACUGGAGAAAUAUACCUGGCGCCCAACGCAUAAGAUGUCUCUCACGCGAGGGGGAAGUUUAGACCUGGUACAUGAUCGGACCGGGGCCGUUGCAGCGGUCUUUGCUAGUCAUUGCGGGUUCAAGGGUUCUGACCACGUGUUGACUAUUAAUGCUUGUCAUGGCGAGCGGUUCCAAUUGUUGGUCUUGAUGACUUGUAUUACAUUGGCGGAGAAAACUCGGAGGCGGAAUGAGGCUGCUGCCGCUGGUGCGGCCAGUAGUGCUAGUGCCAGUGCGGCGGCAGCUUAA